AAAAAUAAGUAAGCAUAUAUGAAAUCAUGCCGUUCCCAUCUCGUAGUGGCCUUGCCCGAUGACAUUAGGAAACUGUUGGCGCUGUUUCGUGUGUUUCGUGCUUGAUCAGAAAUAAAAAAGCCGCGUACGGACAGGGGAGCACGCCGUGUGUACGGUUGUGAUGGUUUUUUUUGAGAAAUAAUGUUAAGACACCGAUACGAUUCCAGUGGCACCGUACCACUGUGUUACGAGAACAGCGUCCUGGCGCAUGCGAUCCGGUGUAAUGCCGCAUGUUGUAACGCUUUGCUGUGGCUGUUUGGUGAAUGGUUCUCGCGAAACAAAUUCAUCGCGCCAGUGUGGGUGGUGGUUUAUUUCAAUAUUUUAUUUCGAGACAUAAUUACUGAGACUGUUUCAGUAAAUUUCAUGGUCGAUUUGAAGUAACGAUCGCAGCUUCCCAAAAACAGGUGACGGAGGUCAUUUGCACCCAGAAGGAAAUGGCACAUCAAUCAAUGUCGAAUGAAAUAAAUAGCGGCACUGUGCCAAGAGAUGAUCGUUGAGCAAAACAAAAAAAAAAACAAAAACUUUUGCCGCAUUUGUUAGUGACCAUUUUUUGCAUCACUAAAACCCGGGGUUACAUGAUGGUUUUACAGUGGGUGUGUAUCAAAUACCGAUUGCCGGAAAAUGGGCUGUUAGUGUAUUUUGCGCACACUACCAAGGGUUGUGUAUCCGACUUCUACUACUCACUGUGUGUGAACUGUCAAAACAAACACCGCGAGACCCGAUGUACGAGCGGUGCGUUCGUCCUACGAAACAGCUGGAAACCGUUGCUGUGCACGAAUUUUCCCGAGCACGAAUUUUCCGAACGAACCAAACCGUGCACAACGGAGAAAGCCCACCAGCUGAUGUUGGUAGUUGCGAUUUUCCACUCGCACCGUAACGGUGUACGUAUUCGUGUCUCCAACGGCGCGUAUCUCGAAUGUACGCGGGAAACUUCCAACCUGUUUAGUGACUUGCCUUGUACGUUAGUGAAGUUGUGUGCCGGUAACUAGAACAAGCCAGAGUGGGGCCACCUUGUUUGUGAGUAUGUGUGUGAGUGUGUGAACGAAUCCACAAGUGGAACGGUCGUAUCCGAAAGUUACUUCUAAUUGUGUUAACAAAGGUGUGUGUGUGCACGGGUGCGGAUCCGGGAGUGGUCGUGUGUGUUAAAAAAGGAUAAAGUUUUUUUCUUCUUGUGUGUGGUGAAAUUUGUUACCUGAAGAGAAAAAUAAGCUUCGUGUAUCUUUACUGUCCCAACGACGGCAUCGAUCGACAAUCCACUAUACUAUUCUUAUUGGAAAGGAGGCCCCUUGCUGACGAGAGGCAGGACACCCGGGGCGUUUUGUGGCUAGUGCGAGUGACACGAAGAAUAUGAAUGUUUAAUCAGCAGGUGUAUUUUUCGCUUUUCCAUUUGCUACAUGAUUCCGUUCCAUUCCGGAGUCCUCAAAGUGACGAAUCUUUCAGAGCCUACCUGCUCUGGCUCGACAGGAUCGUUUGGUUCCGAGGUUAUAGAACAAUCAUACUCAUCCUGGGCUUAUCAAUAGACAUUUCCACUGCCGGGCAAGGCGUGUCAACCGAGAAGAAGGAAUGGCUGAAGGACCGUACCCGAGUGUGGCAGUAAUAAUUGAAACGAACGAAUAAUCAUUCAUCAUCCGGCGCGGUAGUGUGUCGGUUGAGAAACGGUGCUGGCCAUAAAAAACACAUACUCACACACAAAACAUACUGCCGAAAAGCCAUGACGACUCUGAGCUGCUGUGUGUGUGGUACAGGCUCAUAAAAAUUGUGAUGUGAGUUCGAGCAUUUAUAUUCAUGCGUUCAUCGGUGCUGGGUGCUUUUGGUGAGUGAACGGAAUCCACCCAUCAAAUCCAAUUUUCACGAUCAGUGCGCACGGAAGUAGAAGAGGCAGCAGCACCAGCAGCCCAAAAGGAACCGAACGACAUCCGCUGAAUGAGGACGCGAUGAUGAUGAUGAUGAUGAUGACGAUGGGUGGACACUUGCUGUGAGUUGUCCCACACUAAAGGGAAUUCGGGGGCGAUGAUCGGCUGAAGGAAACGUCAACAUGACAUCGUCACAAAGUCCACUGUGAAAUAGUCCAAUCGGUCUCGAGAAAGUGCUGACGGUAAGUUGCGGUAGUUACGAUUGAAGCGGACGCAAACGAGGCACCGAAGCAUCCCAUCAAAGGAAGGAAGAAGGAAAAAAAGAACGAUGUGCCUCAACUAUGGUGAUGGGGCCAGUGCCGUGUAGCGAAAUCGCAAUCAUCACGUGAACACAAGGACACGGGACUAAAGUGAUUCUUCUCCAGCAGCAUCCGACCGAACGAUUUCCGGUGGGAGCUUUCCGUUCGAUGAUAGGGCCAGUGGAUUCUGGACCGUCCAACUACCGGGGGCCGGUGGACGGAGAAGAUCCCGACAAAGGGAGGAAAAACCCCGAAACAUAGACAUCAAAAACGGCAGGAAAUAGCUGAAGGAUUAGUGCAGAAAUAGAACAGCUACCAGGGUAGAAUGGACUGAGUUGGGUAACAUCAACAUAAAGCAGUGUCCAGGAGAAUCACGAUAGAGAGAGAGAUAGAGUAGAGAGUUACCACAUACGCGAGCGACCGAUCGUUCUGUAAAUCCGUGACCAUGACCGAAGCCUACUGUGCACGCUGGGUACUCCUUCCAUCCCUUGGGACGUGAAAAAACAUCAACCGAACGAAGACAACGACGACAAAGUAAUAGCUUGUCCGAAACGAAUCCAUUGGAGGAUUCCCGUUUUCCUCAACCAAUUCCACCUUCCUGAACGGGUUCUUUGUUCACACAAUCAAAACAUACGACGUGUACUGGAGGCUGCUUUAAUUCCUGGUGACCAUUUUACGGUUUCCUUGUUAAACAACGGGAUAGUGAGUGUUGAGCGGAGUAUCGUUGAAAGAAAGAAAGGGGAGGAAAAAAAGGAAACUCCCUCGUUAAGGGAGUGGCCAAAAGUGGAAAGUUUUUGCACCGCAAGAAACGCAACUGAUAUUAGAGAACGUAAGAAAAAAGCACGGAGAUAAAAACGGAUGCCGGUGGUCGAAUAUGCAAACAUACCUUAAUUAGAAAAUAUCAUAAACCGUACCGCAAACGACACAAAAAAAGAAUCCGAGAGGCUUUUCUUCCGUGCACGGGCAGGAAGGAGAAAGUUUGCGGAACGGUCCCGGGAACGUUGGUGGUGGUUGAGUGGUAAAAAGUAAACACUACCAUAAAACAUUAAUUUUUUAUGAGCUAUCCACUGCUACUGGUGCUGUUGGUGCUGCUAAGGGUAAGGAAAAGCGGCUCGUCCCUCGAGCAAGAAAUUGCGGCUUGAGUGCAUCCGGGUGGCAAGAACAGUCAACCGGGACUGUUGAUGCACGUUUCGAUGGUGACGGAACGAGUUGCUCAGGCACGUGGCAGACGAGUCAAUAUGGCGGCCAUAUUAAAACAUAUCAGCAGCAGCAGCAACACCUUAUCACAGGUACUCGUCCCUAUCACGCUACUGCUGCUGACGAUGAUGCCGUUUCAGAUGGUGUACGGUAUCGAUUGCUUUAAGUGCGUUUCAAUGAACGGUGCCAAUAAGGCGUGCGAUGAUCCUUUCCACAACAACUACUCGGCGGCCAUCCUCGAGUCACCGUGCAUGGGCGGCCGGAAGGGCCGGGAUGGACUGUUUCCGGCCACAUCGUGCAUUAAAAUUGCCGGCUAUUAUGAUGACACCGGUGAAACGAUUACCGUUCGUGGAUGCGCCCUGGACAGUGGUACCCUGACGACGGAUACCGAAAUCAUUCGCAUGUCACACUGCGGACGGUUCUACUACGAUGAUAGAUACGUACACGGGUGCCUGCAGAGUUGCAACGAUGCGGACGCCUGUAAUGCAGCACCGAGAGGUUCUUCAACCCUGUGGCUUAUUCUGCUGGCCAUUAUUGGAUCACUACUGCUUGGGUCAGCAACACUUCAACCGUCCGGGUGGCUUCGAAUCGUUAACGGAAGCUAACAAAGUGACCGAAAAAGGUAGAGCUGGCCAUGGACAGUGCGGGCUACCGUGCCAUCGUACUGUGUCUUAUGAAGUCACAGUUACAUCGUAGAGUACUACACUUUGUAGCGUUAUAUUAGCUUGGUGGUGGUGGUGGUUGUGGUGCAAUUUUGCACCAAAAAAAGGUGAAACAAUUUAUGACCAAUAGCGAAACAAAAACAAAACGAGAAAAAAACAAACAGUUUCAAUCAAACAAAGCUUUGCUUCCAUCACGAAUGAAGCACACGAUAGCGCAUCAAAAUGUAUUUGUGUUUGAUACAGUUUUUUAUCUGAUUAGAUUUAUUUAAUUAGCAUCGUACAACUGCAAAGGAGGGAUUGUAAUGAGGAAAAAAGCAUACAAAAAGCACUCUUGAAUUUGCUGUUAAAAUUAGUAAACUAUUGCUAAAACUGUAAUGCUAUAAGUGGCUAACGUUCCUUUUUUGUUGCGUUACCAACGCGCUCGAGAGAUGAUGUGUAUGAAGGUACAUUUAUACAGCAACACAGCUAGAACAGAUUGACGCACAACGCGCCGUACCAUUACUAUUAAAGCUACUGAAUUGAGAAAGAAUCAAAACAUAAACAAAUAAACUUAUAAGCAUUAAAAGCAAACCAAUUACUAGGAUUAAGGGACAGGAAACCCGCUUGCAAAAGCGAAACAGAUCAAACAUGAAGGUAAAGCUAAUGAUAACAAACAAAACACAAGCACCGUUCGAUGUAAAUUGUAAAGCAAAACACAAAAAGAAAAAGGUUAGAAUAACGGGUGAAUCAAAUGUAAAAAAAUCAAAGUGUUUCAGUAACGUCGCUUUCCUUUAUCGGUGACCAUGUUGCAAUGCAGAUAGAAUUGAAACGAAAAAAUCGGUACCACGAUAACGGAAGAAGCGUAGAAGGUGUAACGUAUGUACAGUAGAACAUAUGUUAUAUUACACCAAAUUUCCGUCUUGUUGGCAAAAGAAAACAGCAUAAAUGGAUUGUUAGUGUAAAAAGACAGUGGGGCUUCAAUUAUGUUUUGUGUCGACAGGCAGUUUUUCCUUACUAUCCGUUCUAUGGCUCUAUGGCAGAAACUGGACCAAAAACUGAAAGGAGUAACAGCAUGAAUAUCGGAACAAAUGUGGUAGCUGUGUUUUUUUUUUUUUGCUGUGCUGGUGUAUCUGCUUCCAAGCACGGUCACACACCAUGUCCUAAUAUACGUACAAAUCCAUGUUUAUGACCGCUUGUAAUUUAAGAUCAGAUCUUAUUGUGUGUGUGUCUGUGUCUCCUAUUGUGCCCUCGCAGAAGAUGUGAAAGCACACCACACAUCAAGAAAAGUGGGAUGAGAAAAAAAACUUAUCAGUUGUAUAAGCAAGGAGCAACAUAUUGUAUCAUACCGCCCAAAAACCGCCUUGACGAGAUUGCUACAAGAAGUGUUUGUCUCAGUUCCUUUUUUUGUUUGUGUACGUCAUCACCCCAACAUUUUUUUUUGGUUCCUCCUAAACGAGCUGAACUUCCUGGUUGGUGUGAGCAGAGAAAGCAAGACAAACUAGCGGGAAGAUUAAAUGUGAACAGUAUUUUGUCUGCUCAUCAGUAAUGCUUCUAUUUAUUGCAUUGGGAAGCGUUCACAAGCAAACUACUACUACGCAGCACUACUACUGUCCUGUCUGUCUAGCUUAUUAUGGUGUAGUGAGGGGUUUACAAGAAGAAAUAAUUUUUCUUUUGCUUCAUCUCACGUACCACAACCCUUAAACGAGUACUCUGUACUCUUACAACACAAUGUAGCACCAGAAACUGUCGCACAGUUACCUAUCCAAGACAAGGAACAAACCAAAUGACCAGUGUAAAAUGUAGAUGUGAGAAAAAAAAAAACAAUUGUAGAAAUGCGCAUUAGCUCAUCCCCCUGCUGGACGGGUUUAGAGGCUAGCAAAGUGCAGCACACAGUAGCGAUGGUUUCAAGGCGUUUAAAUGUUUCCUUCCUGAAUGUGGGCCACACCACACGCACAUGCUAGUCCCCUGUGGAACAGGAACAGCAUUAAAGGAAGCAAAAAAGUAAUUUGUACUUAUAGCUUUUACUUUCGCGCUGCCGUUGAAAGGCCAUUAAUUAUUAGCCACUGGGAAUGAUUCAAAUCGACCAACCAAUAAAUGAAGAUAAAAGGGGGAAAAAGAACACAAAAGAAACAGGCCACAAAAUAAUUGUAUUAUAAGUGCCUAAUAUUGUUAUUUAAACAAACACACAACAACAAAACAAAUCUACUUUCGCUGUACAAGCGAUCAGAUUAAAACAAUGUACAAAACUCAAAGAAAAAGCUUAUUCAUGAUUCGGUAUCAUACAUGCACCAUUUCCUUUCCUGGCAUCUUUCCUCUUCCUAGCAUAGCAAGACGCAUGAUUUCGUACCUUUCCAUUUCCCACCCAAAGACACAUAUAUGUUCGUAGCAUUCCAUCCUGUUUCACACAGUGCAACGGCAUUUGAAAAUUUCAGGUUUCUUGUAACCGGCAUGUUAGUAAAGCGAGUAACAUAAUUACAAACAAAUAUCUAAACACACGGAUAACUGAUCAACUGUACAUAAAUGGUCAGCAAAGCAUACAAAUAUACUUAAAUGUGAUAUCAAAACGAUUGGAGCAGCAAUGCGACAUUCAGGCAUGCAAUGCAUCAAUGCACCGUUGCAAAGCUACAAAAUGCUUCAGGGAUGCUGUGAAAUACAAAAAAAAAACACAAACUAAACCAAUUUGGGUUGGAAACGGGAAGCGGAUGCGGGGACGCCGUGUUCAAUGGCGGUACACUGUACAUCCGUUUUUGCAAUACAACGUAAUAUGUAAUAAUGUAGUAGAUAAAUAUGCUAACAUAAAAUGCACCUAUUCAAUGCACAUCAAGUAAGGUAAUGACUUUUGUUUUUUGGCACUCCCUCUGGAGAAUAGUGAUGGCGAUCGUUACAUAGCUCCUCCUGGUGGUACAGAUCAGGUUGCGUAGUGAAUGUGGAAGUUUAAGAUGUUAAGAAACGAUAAAAGAAAACAAAACAAAACGAUUACACACAAAAGAAGCUAUGUUACAACUUCAUUAUUACUAGUAAUACAUAAGCAUAACGAGAAUGUACCACACCACGUCACAACCCAUUACAUUCAGCAGCUAAAUAUUAUGCAGCACAACGAUAGUGUACACCUGUAAGGAUACACGAUACGUUUUUUGUCGGUGUCACGGCACAGCCAUGUAUGUGUACCAACGAACACACCCUUUGCACCAUGCCACAAACAUUGACCAAAUCCGGAAGCGUCCUGCGUGUGUUGUCAAAAGGGAAACGAACAAGUGCGCGGUCAUACUGUAGCUCUUAACAUAUGCGAUCUAUUCUUAUCGAGGACCGGGUGGUGCCGGUGAAGCCUCAAUCCGUUCCGGUGAAGGAUACAAUUUGAAGGAUGAAUAAAACACAAAUGUUUCCUAACAAAA
This is a messenger RNA of Anopheles funestus (African malaria mosquito), 7421 nucleotides long. RefSeq lists its product as uncharacterized. Bases 3373 to 3993 code for a protein of 206 amino acids. The transcript has 7 exons. Lineage: Eukaryota; Metazoa; Arthropoda; Insecta; Diptera; Culicidae. Gene Ontology annotation, biological process: regulation of synaptic transmission, cholinergic; positive regulation of voltage-gated potassium channel activity; sleep. The record is from RefSeq and is a predicted model, not a curated record.